AAGAGUGAAAUGAGUGCAAUAUUUUGCUUAUUAGGCAUCAAUUUCAGCUGUAUUAAAUUGUGAAUAAUUAAGCAACCUAAAUAGCUUUUGAUUCCGGCUUGCUUGCCCAUGAGCAAAUUUUCCUUAUAAAUACCACCUCUGGAUGACUCGAUCCAUUUUCCCUCUUAUUGGGCCAGUGCUGUCAAACACCAAGCGCGGCCCAUUAUAUAUAAACCAGGCUCGAACCAGAACCCGACCCGAUAUCAAUCUCCUCUUAAUUAACUUUCAAUUCCAGAAAAUUAGGUCAGUCAAUUCCCCAAAAUUCAUCAGCGCUAUGGGAGGCCAUGGAGGUUUAAACAUCCUCCCACAAAAACGAUGGAACGUAUACAACUUCGAUAACCGCGAAAAAGUUAAACGCGACGAAGAAGCCGCCGCUAAAGAGGAGCAGCUCAAACAGGAACAAUCUCGCAAGCGCGAUUCCCAAUACCGCCUCGAACAGCUCCGUCAAGCUCGCCGCGGUUCAGCCUCAUCAUCAUCGGCGCCGGAUCCAUCGGCUUCGACGGAGGAGCCGGCGGAGAAAUCGGCGGGAAAGAAGGAGUCGGAUUCGAAGCACAUCAACUUGUUCGAAGGGAUUAGAAUAUUCGACCCGGUAAAAGACGGAAGAGAGAAGAAGAGAGCGAAGAAAGAGGAAGCGGUGAGAGUGAUUGCGCCGGAGGAUGAAAAGUAUAGGUUAGGUUAUGGAAUUGUUGGUAAAGGAACGAAACUGCCAUGGUAUAUGGAGAAACGGAAAAAUGAUGAUGAUGAAAAGAGUGAGGAAGAUAAUGGUGAUGAUUCGAGGAGUGUGAAGAAGAGUAGUAAUGGGAAAAAGACGGUGGAGGAAUUGCGGAAAGAGCGGUUGGAGAGGGAGAGGAAGGAGAAGGGAAGAGAAAGAGCAUUGUUAAUGGAGAAGAGUAGGAGAGAUGGAGGAUUCUCACGUAGAAUAUGAGGGCAAUGGGCACAAAAGAAGUGAUCUGUCGAAUCUAUCGUUCUCCUAGAGCACUUGAGGAAAACGCAUGGAGAUGCAGUUCAAUUCUUGAUUAUGUUUAUUUUCAUUUCCCCGAAAGACGUGGAAUAAGUUCAAUGCUUGCAUUGUAUCUACUUUGGUUUGGCAAGCGCCCCCGAAAGACGUGGAAUAAGUUCAAUGCUUGCAUUGUAUCUACUUUGGUUUGGCAAGCGCAUGGUGUUGAUUGGAGAGUCUUUAUCCUGUUCAGAUACCAAGCUAUGCUGAGGAAACUGGCGCUAAUUCGGUUGGAGAGGCCUGAUUGACCUGAGAGGGGAUUAUGACAUUCUUGCAUUGUCCGGGUUGAUAGUUUCUGAAAGUGAUGAGUCACAAACCAAUCCAACAGCUCACAAACACACACACAAGCUGGUGCUUGAAGUGUUCUGAGCAGUUCCAUCCUUUAAAACAUUGAAUGUCUUGCUUAUAGAGUCGCAGAGUGACAGACACCUACUGAGUCUUAGGAAUGAGAACCUCAAACUUGUUUAUGUCUAGCCGUAUGUUGAAACUGACUUCUACUUCGACUGAUAUUCUUAUAGAUAUGUGAUUUUACUGUA
Capsicum annuum is the source of this 1572-nucleotide messenger RNA. RefSeq names its product leukocyte receptor cluster member 1 homolog. NCBI's taxonomy places the organism in Eukaryota, Viridiplantae, Streptophyta, Magnoliopsida, Solanales, Solanaceae. Bases 143 to 964 code for a protein of 273 amino acids. The transcript is spliced from 2 exons. The record is from RefSeq and is a predicted model, not a curated record.